This is a messenger RNA of Salpingoeca rosetta, 670 nucleotides long. RefSeq lists its product as uncharacterized. Lineage: Eukaryota; Choanoflagellata; Craspedida; Salpingoecidae. Bases 69 to 623 code for a protein of 184 amino acids. The transcript has 7 exons. The record is from RefSeq and is a predicted model, not a curated record.
AGGGCACUCUCCGACGUGCCUCAGCCUAGGCGCGGGUCAUUCGCAACAUUCAUGAACGAGAACCAAAGAUGGCAUCAAAAGGUCGAGACCCAAAGAAGGAGGCUGAACUUGAUGCGCGCAUUGCCGCGCUGCGCAAGAAGAAUGAGGAGCUGGUGAGGCGCCAACAAGCGGCCGAGGCCGAGGCUGCGCGGGACAAGGAGCUGGAUCGCCUUGCUGCUGAGCGCGCUCGACAACAACGGCAAAAGGAGCGUGAGCAAGAGCGCGAACGAAAGGCCAUGGAAGCCUACGAGGCGAAGCGAAAGCAGAACAUUGCGGAGGAGAAGGAACGACAAGCGCUCAUUGCUGAUUACGAGCAACAGCGUGAGGGCGCAGAGAAGAACCGCGUCGUCAAUCAGAGCCUGCGUGGACGUCACAAUGCAGAGCGCGAGCGCGGCCCUUCUCGGCGUGGGCAUGCAAGGAAAACCGGCGGUGCCAUGUCGGCAAAGGAGCGGCGGUGGAAGGAGGAACGAGCGAAGAUCGACGCUGAACGCAUGUCGAGACAGAUGCGGGUGGACGAGCACGGGAACAAGACGUGGGCCCGCGCAUGGGACCAGCCCUCUCACAAGGUCGAGGCAGACAGCUGACGGGACACACACACACACACACACACACACACACACACACACACACA